AAAAUAGUUUUAUUGGAACUAUACAUUAAAUGAUAUCAAAGCAGCUACAUAGAUAUUCUCAAUCGGAUUUCUUAUCAUUUCACUGGUCCGAUAUUUUAAGAGCCACUGUCAAUUGAAGAUUAAAUUAGUACAUAGGAAGCUCUUGUAGAACGCAGUACGUCAAUUGAUCAGUCUGUCUUUAAUCGAGUAGGACAUUAUAUACAUUGCUCGAUCAAUCUAUAGAAUGUCUAAGUUCUGUACAUUGAUUGUAAUAUAAAUACAUAUAUAAAUUAAUAAAUUUACACCCCUAUAGAUCAGAAGAGCCAUGAAGUGUAUUAUUGGGAAAUGGCUUAUCGUUCUUUGGAUAUUUUUUUUCUCGCAAACGAUCGGAAAAGCAGAUAAUAUAAAUAAUAACGAAAUAGAAAAAUGUAAUUUGUCGAUUAAUGUAAAAAACGAGAUUAAAGCAUAUAAACCGAUGGUACAUAAUAUUAUUAGCGAAGCUCUAUCCGGAACUUUCAAAGGACGAACGUGGCAAGAGUUAGCAGAUUUUGUGGAUAAUUUUGGACCAAGGUUUACCGGUACGCAGGUAUUAGAAGAUUCGAUCGAUUAUGUUCUAAAUAAAUCGCGAUCUUAUAAAUUGGAAAAUGUUCACGGAGAGAUUGUUAAAGUACCUCAUUGGGUGAGAGGAUUUGAAUCUGCGACGCUUAUCCAACCGAGAAGGAAAAACAUUGCAAUCUUAGGACUAGGAUACAGCGUUGGUACUCCGAAAGAAGGGAUAACAGCUAGUGCCAUAGUCGUGGAUAGUUUUGCCGAACUCGAGAGUAGAGCGAAUGAGGUACCUGGCAAGAUCGUCGUAUUCAACGAAAAAUAUGUUUCAUAUGACAAAACUGUUAAAUAUCGUUCCUCCGGAGCAUCGAAAGCUGCUGAAUUUGGUGCAGUUGCAGUUCUUAUCAGAUCGGUAACACCGGUUUCGCUAUAUACACCACAUACAGGCAUGAUGGAUUAUACUGAAAAUAUCACCAAAAUACCAGCGGCUUGUAUUACAGCCGAGGAUUCCACCCUUUUGAGAAGAAUAGCUAAUAAGCAUAAAAAUAUAAUAAUACGUUUAAAAAUGGAUGCACACAGUUUGCCAGAUAAAGAAUCUAGAAAUGUCGUCGCUGAGAUAAGCGGUAGAGACAAACCGGAAGGUGUUGUGGUAGUAUCAGGUCAUAUAGACAGUUGGGAUGUGGGUGAAGGCGCAAUGGAUGACGGAGGUGGUGCUUUUAUUUCCUGGAAUGCCUUGCAAUUGUUGAAACAACUUAAUUAUCGACCUCGUAGAACUAUCAGGAUGAUUAUGUGGACUGCUGAAGAAAUGGGAUUAAUCGGAGCAGGCCAAUACGUGAAACAGCACAAAGCUGAAGAAAAGAACUUGCAAUUCGUCAUGGAAUCGGAUAUUGGAACAUUUACUCCGUUGGGUAUUGAAUAUACUGGUGUACCAUACGUGGGAUGUGUUUUGCAAGAAAUUUUGAAACUAAUGUCCCCCUUGGGAGAGAUGAAAGUGCGCACACCCAAUGCUGGACCUGAUAUUUCGUAUUGGAUUGAAGCUGGCGUGCCUGGUGGAUCUCUUUGGAACAAAAAUGAUAAAUAUUUUUAUUAUCAUCAUUCUAACGCAGAUACUAUGCUAGUUGAAAAUCCAGAAACUCUCGACAUGGGUACAGCUUUGUUUGCUGCAGUGUCUUACGUUUUAGCUGAUAUAAGUAUCGAUCUACCUCGGCACAAAUCACUUGAUAUAAUUUCAAAAUGAAAAAUAGGCAAAUAGAAAUAAGUUAUUUACCUAGGAAUGUUGAUACCAGGUACGAAUAACGUAUCUUUAUUCCCAACUUGUAACAUUUCUCAUAUUUACUUGUUCACUUGCACGGAUCCGCGCCGUGCGUACAAAUAUAAUUUGUUUAGGCCAUUCAGCCUAACGAUUAUAAAUUCAACUUUAUAUCUAGAUGUAGAUGAAUAUAACAAAUGCUUGGACAAGACGACUUUCGGUUAGGCUAUGAUAUCACUCGUUUCUUAAAUUGGUCUUUCCGGUCAACGGACAAUAAAUGAUACGUACGAUCUUUUUUUUUUUUAAUCUUUGUAAUCUUUAUAUUGUAAUGAAUAAAUAUAUAAUACGUUAUCAA
Molecule: messenger RNA, 2129 nt
Organism: Polistes dominula (European paper wasp)
Lineage: Eukaryota; Metazoa; Arthropoda; Insecta; Hymenoptera; Vespidae
Product: carboxypeptidase Q
Biological process (GO): proteolysis; peptide catabolic process
Molecular function (GO): metallodipeptidase activity
Source: RefSeq, a predicted model, not a curated record